AUGACAAUCCAUUUGCUAUUUGAGGAGCUCUCUUUUGCAGGUCUUCCACUGCGAGAUCUUGUGAAGUCUUUCAUCAUGUUUAACCUAUGCGCCUGCCUCAUAGUCUUUGCAUGGCAGAAAUGUAAGUCUUUGACCCGGGGUACCCAAAGAUCGAGCACUCCAGAUCUCGACAAACCAUCAUCAAGACGAAACGACCGAGACAAACCCGCCAGAGAAUGGGGAGUAGUAUGGAAACCAUCAGCUUUCAAGAGACCUCCAGCAAGCCCAUACCCAGGGUGGGACAUUCAGUCUUCCAAGCCAAUUCCAUACAGACCCUUUCGAUAUGGCCCCAAACACUUCGUCACGAUGGGGCUGCGAAGCAUGAAGUGGGAUGAAUGGAUCGAGCUGGAUAAUCACUAUCUCAAGUAUCAUGCAGAUAAGAAGAGACGCAUAGAAGAGCGAGGCGAGAAGUGCUUCGGCACUGCACCGGAAGCGAUGGACGGGGCAAUCGAGCUACUUGAAGAGCUAUGUGAAUAUCUCCCAGAGCGAUAUCCAACCAUGUUCCAAAAGACUACCACAGGCAUCACCAAUACCCUGACAGGUGAAAUCUUUGACAUCACCCAACGACCUCUUCCCGAAGACCCAAUGGCCAUCGCAGCACGCUUGAUCCAAGACGACCUCGCCAUCAUGGCGGAGCGCCCAGACGGCGAAUACUACCUCCUGGCAGGUGCAAUCCUCCUCUCGGGCUUCUGGCGUCUCAGCGACAAAUUCGGCAUGCCACUCUCCGAGAUUCACACCUCCGGCAAUGUCCCGCAAUUCCGAGAGAAACUCGAACGCGGCAUGAUGAACUUCUUCCGUCGGCUCAAGCCUGAAGAGCCGGUGCUGCGAAACAACUAUUUCAUCCAGGUGGAUGAUGAUCUAGCCUGGUCGCAUAGUAUCGGGUCCGAGGAUUCGGAGGCUGUGUCGUGGAAUACAGCGGCGAAAAAUAAAGCCAUUGAGCAUCAUUACUUCCGGUCUGAGAGACAGUCGCUGAGACGGUUGCCAAGAUCCGGAGUGGUGGUUUUCACUAUUCGGACAUACUUUGAACCUGUCACGGAGAUUGCGAAAGAGCCCUACGUUCCUGGUCGAUUGGCCUCUGCUAUUCGUAGCUGGGGGGAUGAUGUCUCGAGGUACAAGGGGAAGGAGAAGUAUGCAGAUGUCUUGUUAGAAUAUUUGGAUCAGAAGCAUGAGGAACAAGUCAAGGCAGGGCUGGAUCUGGAGAAAGAGGAAGAACUUCGAAAAUAUCCCUUUUAA
Molecule: messenger RNA, 1272 nt
Organism: Penicillium oxalicum
Lineage: Eukaryota; Fungi; Ascomycota; Eurotiomycetes; Eurotiales; Aspergillaceae
Product: heme-dependent oxidative N-demethylase family protein
Exons: 5
Coding region: 1-1272 (423 amino acids)
Source: RefSeq, a predicted model, not a curated record